GUCACAAGUUGUACUAGAAAUAGUGGUUGCUUCACGUCGUGGAAGCGCGUUGGUGCUAGGCUGUGCUGCGUUUGCUGAAUUUCAGAAAAGUGUCUGAAGAUGUCUAACGGAGCACUGUCAUCCGACACACCUGUUGCGCGGCUUUGCCAUAUAAUACAGUGGAAGCAUUUCGAUGGUUAUGGAUUCAACUUACAUGCUGAGAAGGGGAAGCCAGGACAGUAUAUCGGCAAAGUCGACGAAGGUUCACCAGCUGAAGCCGCCGGUCUGAAAGAAGGUGAUAGAAUAAUAGAGGUCAAUGGUGUAAAUAUUGCCAACGAAAACCAUAAGCAGGUAGUUCAGAGGAUUAAGGCAAUCCCCAACGAAACAAAACUUUUGGUAGUUGAUGCUGAAGCAGAUAAAUAUUACAAAGCAAACAAUGUCACUAUUAAGAGCGGUUCACCCGAUGUUAAGUACCUGAAAACACCAAUGCCAGAUGCAGACAAUUCAGAUGAUACAGAUGAGAAGAAGUCUGGGAAUAAUGAAGAUGGUCAGAUUGAUGCAGUCGCUAAUGACAAGAAAUCAAGUGAUGCUGGAAGUUCAAAUACUACUCCGUCAACAGACAGGAAGAGUAGUAGCAGUCAUGUCUCCGAGCAUGGAAAUGAUUCCAAUACAGUGCAAGAGGUAAAUUCAAAAUCUCCUGGGGCAGGAAGUAACAAUAGUACUUUAGAGCGCAGUAGUGCUAACAGUGGGAUUAAUCUGAACAUGUCAGCAAAGGAACUGCGAGAGAAACUUGCAUCUCGUAAAAAAUACGAUCCGAAAAAGGAAAGUAUGGAUUUCAAGAAGAAGUUCGAAAUAGUGCAAACUUUGUGAAUGGACAAUCAGUUGUUGAGGAGAGUGAAACACAAACAGCACAAAAUCUGAUCUGAAGGAAAGAACUUACUUUUAGUGUAUUUUUAACGGUCGUCUACAUUCCAUUUCGCUGCAAUGAAUAAUGGAAAUUUCUUAUUUGGUUUGGGAUGUAAUUCUUAGUUAAGUUAUACUGAAUAGUAAUUGGGUUUUUCACUAAUUACAGUUCCAUCUUCAUUAUGCACUGGAAUCGUCUCUGACAUUGUUUCCAGUUAAGCAUUAGUUAAUGAACAUUUAAGACAAUAUUUGUCGUGGUAAACAUUCCAUUGUUGUGUGUUGUAGAUAUAUUUUUAAAGAUGAGGGCUUGCAUUUUAAUUGUUGCUCUCUGAUGUUAUUCUGAACUCAGCUGCAGUAAGCAAAUAAUUUUUUUGUGUGUGUAUAGCUCGAAGAACUGCAUAGUCUGGUGUAACUUCAAGAUCAGACUGUCAAAACAACUCUUGAUUUCCCACUUUUCAACCUAAUAAUUUGUAUCAGUAAAGCUCAAAAAGUUUUUUGCCCAACUCAUAUGCAGGUGAGGUGACUUACAAGUAGCACUUGUUGAAUUGUGCACUGCUAUUGAUAAAAUUCACUCACUUUGACAAGACUGUAAUAGUCUUAAACAGCUGUAUGUAUAGAAUCAGUAUUGUCUAUUAAUGUUUCCUUAUCUGAAUAUGGAGUCAUAGCAUCUUUCUUGGUAGUGCCUAUGGGCAUGUUUCCAGUGGCAGUGCAUUAGAAGUAAAAAAAAAAAUUGCCUUAAAAAAAAAGUAUGUUAGCCCUACCUUAGUUUGGCCAUUUUCUGGGUCACACAUUGUGUUGUUGUGCUGAUGUACAGUGCUUCAAUUAAUCAGUGCCUUAUCCUCUAGUCUCAGUGCACAUGUUAGUCAGUUUCACGAACUUUUUCUUGGAAAGGAUAAAUAGGUGCAUUCUUGAAAAGAUCAUACGCUUCUGCAGCUUUUGCAGAAUUGAUGAAUGUUUAAUGAUAACCUUGAGCUACAAUGCUGUUAUAUUUUUGAUAGUUUUUACAUAUAUUGUGUGCACACUUCUGUGCACAUUGAAAAUAUUUUAUUAAACUCUAUAAUAUGGAAAUCAUAUACUAAAAUGUUAAAAGGUUAUGAAAAAUGGUGAAUAUUUUUGUAGUGAAAUGCCGAACUAUGGACUAUAGUUAAUUCUGCUUUUGUAGAAUAUCGAAUGCAGCUCAUUGAAAAUUAUGCUGUAGGAUUGGCAGAAAUUGCCCCAGGAAAAUAUAGUUCACAGCGUGAUGCACAAUAAGACUGUAAUAAAGAGCUUCACUUAAUAUGAACCUAUACUUUGAGAUGUGACCAUAUGUUUUCAGAAGCAUAGCUUUAACACCAAAAACUUUACAAAGUAUUUGAUAACUGUGUUUUAAUGUUUCUUGAAUUAGAAUGUAUCAUACAUCAGAGUCAUAUCAAUGUAUUUUUGUCGUGACUUACAAGUGUAUAAAUAUUAUUUAAAAUACAUCUGUUUAAAGCAUCA
Messenger RNA from Schistocerca gregaria, 2358 nucleotides. Its product is annotated as Na(+)/H(+) exchange regulatory cofactor NHE-RF1. Gene Ontology annotation, biological process: protein localization to plasma membrane. The transcript is spliced from 2 exons. The coding region runs from base 100 to 849 and encodes 249 amino acids. The record is from RefSeq and is a predicted model, not a curated record. Gene Ontology annotation, cellular component: apical plasma membrane. Lineage: Eukaryota; Metazoa; Arthropoda; Insecta; Orthoptera; Acrididae. Gene Ontology annotation, molecular function: protein binding; protein-membrane adaptor activity.